This is a messenger RNA of Pipistrellus nathusii (Nathusius's pipistrelle), 690 nucleotides long. The record is from the annotation of a GenBank genome assembly. Lineage: Eukaryota; Metazoa; Chordata; Mammalia; Chiroptera; Vespertilionidae.
AUGAGUUCCUCGUACUAUGUGAACGCGCUCUUUAGCAAAUACACGGCGGGGGCGUCUCUCUUCCAAAAUGCCGAGCCCACGUCCUGCUCCUUCGCGCCCAGCUCGCAGCGCAGCGGCUACGGCGCGGGCGCGGGCGGCUUCGCGGCCGGGGUGCCCGGCGUGUACAACGUGGGCGGCCCCCUGUACCAGGGCCCCUUCGCGGCCGGCUACGGCCUGGGCGCCGACGCCUACGGCAACCUGCCCUGCGCCCCCUUCGACCAGGGCCUCCCGGCGCUCUGCGGCGGCGACCUCGCCAAAGGCGCCUGCGACAAGCCGGACGACGGCGCGGCCGAGGCCAGUCUCCGCAUCUACCCGUGGAUGCGGUCCUCAGGGCCUGACAGGAAGCGGGGCCGCCAGACCUACACGCGCUACCAGACGCUGGAGCUGGAGAAGGAGUUCCACUUCAACCGCUACCUGACCCGCCGCCGCCGCAUCGAGAUCGCCCACGCGCUCUGCCUCACCGAGCGCCAGAUCAAGAUCUGGUUCCAGAACCGCCGCAUGAAGUGGAAGAAGGAGCACAAGGACGAGGGGCCGGCGGCGGCCACGGCCCCCGAGGGGCCCGUGCCCGAGGCAGCAGCCACGGCCGCCGCGGCGGACAAGGCUGAAGAGGAGGAAGAGGAGGAAGAGGAGGAUGAAGAGGAGGAGGAGUGA